AGCAAUAACGUCCACAGGGGAACGUUUCGCAGAAAAUUUUCACAGUCCAAUUUGUGAAAUGAUUUUAUUAGGUUAAAACGUAUUAUGCAAUCCUCUUUCAACUCUUUUGUCAUUCGACAUGACUCCUUCAACUGAAGACACUACUAAUGAGCGUACUCCACUCAUUAAUCAAGCAACAGCUACUCAACGAGAAAGUUUAAAGCGAACGUACCAUGUCUAUGGAAUCACCUUGGGUUUCUUGUUUUUCUUUUCCUUCUUUGUUCACUGGUACCGAUCCACACUACCCACACCACUUUCAGACGUUCAAGCAAACAAUGCUGAUGAUUUUGCUGGUAUACAUGCCUAUAAUGAAUAUUUGAGUCAUUUUACUGCUCCUCACUCUGGAAAUACUCGAGAAAAUGGCGUGAUGCGGGACUGGAUUGGCUCCGUUGCUCUUGAAUUUCAAAAGGAGGCUACUAAACUUGGCUUGAAAAUGGAUGUCAUCGCAAAUGAUACUUCAAGAGAUAUCAUUUCAAGUAACUGGUUUACUGAGAACGAGCACUGGUUUAUUGAGUCGCGUAAUGUCAUCGUUAGGUUGCACGGACAGUCUGGAAGAGAUGAGGCACUCAUGGUUAACGCACACUAUGAUAGUGUACCUACUAGUCACGGCGUCACUGACAAUGGUAUGGGUGUUGCUACCACAUUAGAGCUCAUCCGAUACUUCAUUCACCACCCUCCUCAACAUACCAUUAUCUUUCUCUUUAAUAACCUGGAAGAAGGAGGUUUGAUUGGUGCUCAAUCUUUUAUCAGACAUCCUUGGUACUCAUCUGUUAAACUGUUUGUUAAUCUUGAGGGCGCUGGUGCUGGAGGACGUGCUGUUCUAUUCCGUUGCUCAAACCUGAAUGCUGUUAAAAAGCUAGCUAGUUCAAAGGUCAGUUUACUGCAUGCAUCUCCUGCCGGUAACGAUAUGCUCAAGGCAAAUCUAAUCAAAAGUGAUACGGACUAUUCCAUAUUCACCAAGGAAGGCACACCUGGAUUGGACAUUGCCUUUUAUGCACCUCGUUCACAUUAUCAUACUCCUCGUGAUGACUUGGCCCAUACAACGCCUGGAGCGCUUCAACACAUGGGUCAAUUAGCAUUAGGUGCUGUUCGUGCUAUUGCCAACAGCGAUGAUAUGUUGAAUACACCAUCUGAAAAUCAAAGCUUUGUUUACUUUGAUAUACUAGGCCGCUUCAUGUUCGCUUACAGUCUUACCACACUUCAAAUUAUAAAUGGACUUAUUCUCUUUCUUGUACCUGCCCUGGGCGUCUAUCUCUCGAUUUCUUCCAAAAGAGAGAACGAAUCCUUUGUGGCUGUGAUGAAAGAGCAGACCUAUCUUGCUGCUCAGGGACUUGCUGCUUGCUUACUUGCUUUUGCUUUUUCUGUCAUCUUUAUUGGUGUCGCUUCUUACUUAUUAUGUUUUAUCAAUCCUCUCAUGACGUACGGUGAUGUUUACGGCGCAGCACUCUAUAUUUUCUUCACCGCCUUCCUUGGUCUACAGGUUUCCCAAUUAGUUCUGCCUGCCAAGAUGAAACAUACUCUGGCUACUACGGAUGCUAGCUGGUAUGGCCUAGUUGCCUUUUGGUGGAUCUUUUUAGUUGUUGCCAUAUUUGCUGCAAGUAAGAGUGUUGUAAGUCUAUACUUUGUGGUCUUCCUUGUGUUCUUUACAACAGUUGCUGCUGUGAUUCAAGUCAUUCUCCCCCAAAACAAAAAGUUCCGUUCUCCCGUGAUUUUCUUUACUCAGAUCUUGCUUCCUUUUGUGUUUUUGCUAGAAUUAGAAUUCAUGUCGAUGGAUGCUAUGCGUCAUGCUACGGUAGACGGCACACCAGAGAUUGCAGUAUAUAUUCUUAUCUCGCUCCCCAUCAUUCUUAUUAUCAUGCAUUUUGUACCUUGGGUGUAUGUAGCCGGCAAUAACCGCAGGACGACCAUUAUUGCUGCUGCUGUCUUUUUAUUCUUAUUCACCAUUUGCUCUGCUCUUGAUCCUUUCAAUGGCGGAUGGUCACCCAACAAGCUUGUGUUUAAACAAGAGUACAACGCAGGUGAGGUUUUUGCAAUGGUUAACAUUACCACGGCCACAGGUAUCCCGGCCAUUCUGAAGCAAGCUCUUCCUCGUCAUGAAUAUGAAACCAUCAACUGUGCUACGUCCAAUACAUUGACAACAUGCAGGUACCAAACAAAACUUGUACCCAAAUAUGCAAGCAACGAGACAUUGAAUGAAUUUGCCCUAUACGACGUUCAAAAGACAUGCCACGACGAGUUGUGUCAAGUGACAGGCGCGUACAGAGCCAAGAACUCUUUGAUGUGCCGCGUGUUAUUUGACCGCAUCUUAGAACACGCCUGGAUAGACAACAUGAAAGUACAGCAUAAAAAGAUUGAUGCCUUGAUCGUCUAUGUCAACCAGUAUGAGCAGCGUGUCCAGUUUGGCUAUGAAUAUAACAAAAAUAACGUGAAACCCAAUGUCACAUUCAGUUGCUUCUAUGACGAAUGGACACAACAAGAAAUCCCGGCCUUUACAACCCUUCGUGACAGUUUACCUGAAGAGGCUUUAUUACUUAUCAGAGGUCAAGGCUUAGUUAUUUCUCAUUUUGAUAAAAUCAGUUUGUAACAACAAUUAAAUAAAAACAAGUGUUUUUAUUUAUCAAUAAUCGAUACAAUUAGCACAUAUACAUAUGAUACGAU
This is a messenger RNA of Rhizopus microsporus ATCC 52813, 2697 nucleotides long. RefSeq lists its product as uncharacterized. Gene Ontology annotation, biological process: proteolysis. The record is from RefSeq and is a predicted model, not a curated record. Bases 119 to 2623 code for a protein of 834 amino acids. Gene Ontology annotation, molecular function: metalloexopeptidase activity. Lineage: Eukaryota; Fungi; Mucoromycota; Mucoromycetes; Mucorales; Rhizopodaceae. The transcript has 6 exons.